ACCAAUAAUCGUAGUGUAGUAAACUUGUCCAGAAAUUAUUUUCGAUAAUCUAAUUUAGACGUUUGAUUUUAAUAAAUUUAGUGUCAUUUCAACAGUAACAAAUUAUUUGUAUAAUAUUUCGGGCGUUCCGUUCAUCAAACAAUUUUUACUGUAAAAUAUUCGCAAUUGCAUUCUGUCAAGAAAUAAUAAUCCGGUGAAAUAUCCAAUACUCAUUUUUAUAAUACCAGUAAUACCACAUUAGAGCAUUCCAAACAAUUUGUACCAAUAAUUUGAAAUUUAAAUUUACAAAAUGCAAAAUACAAAGCAAAUUCCGGAACCCAAUCGAUGUGAAUCAGCUAUAUACAAGUAUAAAAAAACGUCGUUUUCGGAGAUAUAUGAAGUAUUACAAUCCUUACGAGAAGAUGAGUUUUUUUGUGAUAUAAACCUAGAAACAGACGAUGGUGGAAGUAUAUUUGGUCAUAAAGUGGUUUUGGCAUCGGCUAGUCCAUAUUUCCAAGCAAUGUUCACAAACUUUUCUGAAAAGAAUCAAGAGGUUGUUGUUAUCAGGGAGUUGAAUUCUAGUGUCUUACAGCUAUUAAUCGACUUUAUUUACUCGGGGAAAAUCAUUGUCACUGAAAGUAAUGUACAGGUUUUGUUACCAGCAGCGAACCUUUUGCAGUUACAAGAAGUCAAAAACGCAUGUUGUGACUUUCUUCAGGCACAAAUAUGUCUUACAAAUUGUAUUGGUAUAUUUGCGUUAGCUGAUUUACAUAGCUGUACGAAAUUGUUAUCAAGUUCAGAAUUAUAUAUUCACCAAUACUUUUCGGACGUGGUAGAAGGAGAUGAAUUCCUGUCCUUGUCAUCUGAACAAAUGGUUAAGUUGAUCGCCAGUGAGGAACUUACAGUUUCAUCUGAAGAAAAAAUAUUUGAAAGUGUUAUUCGAUGGGUAAAAUAUGAUUUGGAUUCCAGAAAACAAAUUUUGCCCAAAUUAAUGGAACAUGUGCGUUUACCAUUAACAUCGAAAGAUUACAUAUUAAAAAAUGUAGUUGACGAACCUCUUCUUAUUAAUUGUGCUAAAUGUAAAGAUUACGUAUUUGAUGCAUUACAUUUUCAUUUACUUAAGUCAAAAAAACUUAUCACCAUUCCACAUAACAUCCGGACAAAACCUAGACAGCGUGGUGGUACACAUAAAGUUAUUUUAGCUGUUGGUGGAGUAGGGAUCAAUAACGAAAUAUUAUAUAGUACAGAAUGGUAUGACCCAAAAAUCAAUCAAUGGCAGCCUGGACCUAAAAUGAUAACACCAAGUCGUAGUGGUGGUCUAGCCGUAGUAAAUGAUAAUUUUGCGAUGUAUUUGGGUGGUACAAGUUUUAAUUCAAUUUAUCAAUCUGCUUAUGGUCUAGAUUUAUCUUCAGAUUCGCCUCGUUGGAGACCAACCUACGACAUGCUAGUUAAAAGACGAAGUUUUGGAGUUUGUGUGAUAAAUAAUUUUAUAUAUGUCGUUGGCGGUUUUGAUGGCAAAAUUAUUUUAAAAAGUGCAGAAGUUUUUGACUGCAGAACUCAAAAAUGGCAAAUGUUAUCUAAUAUGUCUACUAGAAGAUUUGGUGUUGGGAUUGGAGUACUGAAUAAUCUUUUAUAUGCGGUAGGAGGUUGUAAUUCUGAUCAUACAUUCAACUCUGUCGAAUGCUACAAUCCCAGUCUUGAUAAAUGGACGCCAAUUGCAGACAUGCGUGAACGUCGCGAAGGAGUGGGUGUUGGAGUUUUAGAUGAUGUACUGUAUGCUGUAGGCGGUAAUGAUGGAGAAGAUGUUCACAGAAGUGUUGAAGCAUACAUACCAAGUACAGGCGUUUGGUCUACUAUUCCAGACAUGCAUUUGUGUCGAAGUGAUGCAGGAGUAGCUGUAUUGGAUGGUUUAUUGUACGUCGUCAGUGGUUACGACGGAGCUUGUCGUUUGGAUUCUGUGGAAUCUUACAACCCUAACACUAAUAAGUGGACCAUGAUCACAGCGUCAAUGAAUGUUGCAAGGAAUGAGGCAGGAGUUGUAGCUAUUGAUAUGCCACGAUAUUUUAAAACGUUUAAAGCUGUGAGAACCGAAAAAAAACUGAAACCUAAAUUUUAGUUUUUCCGGGAACCGAAAUUUUAGUUUUUCUGGGAACUGAACCGGAACCGAAGUUUUAAUUUUGCUAGAACCGAACCGGAACCGUGUAAAGUCAUCAAGGUGCCAGUGCCUGAUUCAACACAUCUCUGAUCAGGACAAAAAAAUAAAUUACCAGCGGCACUUUUGUCGCAAUAAAAUAAAAUCAUAAACACAUCAAUACUUUCACAUUACGUAUAAUUCGAUGCUUAAUAUUAUAUAAUCAAAAGAAGGGAUUGCACAAAAAACACUCUAUAUAUGGAUCGUGCAGAAUCGACUUUUCAGACAACACAAGAAGACCUGAUGUACAACGUCCACGCCAGUAUGCACUUCGACAGUAUUUUUGCAAUUCAAACCGUUGAAUAAGAAAUUAAAACUAAUAAUAGCAUUCAAAACACAACUAAAAAUGUUGAAGAUUUUAUGUAUUGCAUAGCAUGUGUUUAAAAACUACAAUUUCAAGUUUGUUAGUCGAACAAUGAAUAUUAAUGUGUAUUCAGGAACAAAAAAGUAGGUGAUAAUGGUGGACGUGUGAAUCAACAUAUUAUUUGAUUUCACAAUUGAUGGCAACUGAUACUAAUAAAAGUGUGAUAGACUUGCGGGAAUUAUUAAUGUUACAUAAUACUCCUUAUCUUCUUUUUUUUAUUU
Messenger RNA from Metopolophium dirhodum (rose-grain aphid), 2755 nucleotides. RefSeq names its product kelch-like protein 2. The transcript has 13 exons. Gene Ontology annotation, molecular function: protein binding. The coding region runs from base 290 to 2095 and encodes 601 amino acids. The record is from RefSeq and is a predicted model, not a curated record. NCBI's taxonomy places the organism in Eukaryota, Metazoa, Arthropoda, Insecta, Hemiptera, Aphididae.